Messenger RNA from Brassica napus (rape), 3106 nucleotides. RefSeq names its product receptor-like protein 1. The coding region runs from base 163 to 2919 and encodes 918 amino acids. The transcript has 4 exons. NCBI's taxonomy places the organism in Eukaryota, Viridiplantae, Streptophyta, Magnoliopsida, Brassicales, Brassicaceae. Gene Ontology annotation, molecular function: protein binding. The record is from RefSeq and is a predicted model, not a curated record.
AUACUAAACCAACAAAAUGCGUAACAUGAUGGAUGCUGAAAGUCAGGGGGACAUGAUCAUUGGUUUUGGACUUGUCCUGGGGCGUUUUUGGGACCUACCUCUUACAAAUCUUCAACCUAUCUAAUUUCUGAUUCAGUUUGUGUACCACAGGAAAAAAUAAUAAUGAGAACAUAUGAGAGAUACUGGUGGUGGGUUAAGAAGAAGAAGCAAAUGGCUUUGGUGUUGUUCAUGAUAGUAACGUUGAUGCUUCAACUCCAGAUGAAAGGAUGUGUCGGUUGUCUGGAAACUGAACGGAUGGGUCUGUUGCAACUCAAGUCGUAUCUCAAGAAUGGUUUUAAAGUAGAAGAAGAAAGCAUGCUGAAAUCAUGGAGUCAUGAUGAUCCUAUCAGUGAUUGCUGCCACUGGAAAAGGGUAAAGUGUAGUGACGCUACUACCGGUGGCUACGUAGUCCACCUCUCGCUUGAUGAACUCAUACCCGCCAGUUAUGAGUUAGAAAACCAGUCUCUAAAUCUGUCUUUGUUCCAUAGCUUCCCUCGACUCCAAAACCUUAAACUUUCGUUCAAUAAGUUCAGUGACUUGUUUGAUCCCAUCAAUGUACUGACAGGUAUGACAAUGUUGCAAGAACUGGAUCUAAGUAAUAAUGGAUUCACCGACUUCGACAAGCUAGGUGUAACGCUUCCUUCAUCUUUACACGUACUGAAUCUUGCAAACAAUCAAUUACCAUCGACACCAAAAGGCUACUUGAAGAUUUGCGCAUUAAUGAAUCUUAGAGAGCUGGAUUUAAGCUCCAAUGCUUUGACAAAUACUCCUUAUUGUCUGGCUAACUUAAGCCGUCUUCGAACUCUUGAUCUAUCCGAAAACAAAAUCAGUGGAGACUUGUCUUCCUUUGUACCUGGUCUACCAUCAACGCUUGAGUACUUAUCCCUUUUUGAUAAUGACUUCAACGGUUCCUUCUGGUUCAGUUCGCUGGCCAAUCACACAAGACUCACAGUAUUCAAGUUGUCAACGAAACUUGGUACGAUCCAAACUCAGGCUGAGAGCUCCUGGCUUCCACCGUUUCAGUUGAAGAUACUUAAGCUAAAGAAAUUCAACCUUGGCAGCACAAUCCCUACCUUUCUUGCUCAUCAACAUGACUUACGCUCCAUCCAUAUUACUUAUAGCCAAUUGAAAGGAGCAUUUCCGGUCUGGCUUGUGAAGAAUAAUACAAGGCUGGCGGCUAUUAGACUGACCAACAAUUUGUUGACAGAGCUUCGACUACCUUCUAGGCUUGUUCAUGGACUAAAUUUUCUUGAUGUCUCAUGUAACAGGAUAUAUGGUUCACUUCCAGAAGACAUAGGGAUUGUUUUUCCACAUCUAAGGUACAUGAACUUUUCUUCAAACCACAAUCAUGGAACCAUUCCAUCUUCUAUGGGCGAGAUGAAAAGUCUAGAAUUCUUGGACAUGUCCGAUAAUCGUCUAUAUGGUCAGCUACCCAAUACGUUUGUACGUGGUUGCUACUCGCUGAGUGUUCUGAAGCUCUCCAAUAACCAACUCCAGGGGAAAGUAUUUCCGAGGCAUGCAAAUCUUACUAGUUUAGUUUGGUUGUUUCUUAAUGGCAACCGUUUUGGCGGGAGUCUUGAACAAGGUUUGUUGAACUCAAAGUCUCUACGUCUGUUGGACAUAUCAGAUAAUAGCUUUUCCGGCACGCUUCCAUAUUGGAUUGGUAAAAUCUCGGGACUAUCCUUUCUACUCAUGAGGGGAAACAAGCUAAAAGGUCAGGUGCCUCAUCAACUACAAAAUCUACAGCUUUCGGUUGUAGACAUGUCCCACAAUAGCUUUUCUGGCUCCAUUCCAAGGAAUUUUAAUGUUUCAUCUCUCAGGGAAUUAAGGCUACACAGCAAUGAGUUUAUGGGUUCAGUUCCGAGCUAUUUAUUCAAGGCUAAGGGAUUACAGGUGCUCGAUUUGCGGCACAACCGUAUUUCUGGAAUGAUUCUGAAUACUAUUGGGAAGACAUCUGACUUGGGAGUUCUUCUUCUAGGGAAUAAUAGCUUUCAGACUCAUAUCCCUGAAAAAAUAUGUCAGCUAAGUAAUGUUGGUCUCUUGGAUUUAUCUCACAACAAAUUCAAAGGCGCCAUACCAUCAUGUUUUGGUAAAAUGUCUUUUGGAUACAAUGCAAUAAUCAAUCCAUAUGAUUAUUCAGUAGGAUUUUCAUCCUUUCAACGCUGGCGCUAUCCAUCAGCUCUUUACCUUGUUGAUACCCAACUAGAGCUUGGCCUUCAGUCAACACCAGCAACUACAGUUAAUUUUUUAUCGAAAAGCAGAUAUGAAACAUAUCAAGGUGAUAUUCUUCGCUAUAUGUAUGGUCUGGAUUUGUCAAGCAACCAAUUAUCCGGUGAGAUUCCAGUUGAAGUUUGGGAUCUUAAGAACAUCAUAUCCCUGAAUUUUUCAAGCAACCGCCUCAUCGGCUCCAUACCAGAUUGCAUUUCAAAUCUGAAGAGUUUGGAGAGUCUGGAUUUAUCUAACAAUAAAUUACAUGGAAACAUCCCUCCUCAGCUAGCCGAUCUCAACAAUUUAGGAUACUUCAAUGUCUCAUAUAACGAUUUGUCAGGUGAAAUCCCUUUCAAAGCCCAUCUUGUGACCUUUGAAGCAACAAGUUACAUAGGCAACGAUCAGCUUUGUGGACUUCCUACCAAUAAAAGUUGCAAAACCUCGAAAGAAUUUGAAAAGCAGUUCAAAGAGGAAGAAGAAGAGGAAGAGGGUGAUGGUGUGAUAGAUAUGAUGUGGUUGUACUGGACGUCUGGUGCAGUCUUCAUCUCCACAUCAUUGGUUUUGUUUGCUUCCCUCUGCAUAGACUCACGCUGGUCCCGUGAAUGGUUUUAUCGUGUUGAUUUGUUCAUUCAUCGUCUUCAAAGCUUUAAAGGACGUUUCGUGUGCAAGUGAUUCCAUGAUGGGUCAGUCCAAGGUACACUGUUACCUAUUUGCUAAAACAUGUAUGUUUGACGUUAUUAUCUUUGAAUAAGGACAAUCUUAAUAUUCUAUGUUUGUGGUGUAUGUCAUCAGUAGAAGAACAUGUCAAAAAAAUAUUAGUGGUAUUAAACAGUUUCACAAACUUCUAGUUCACGUAUCA